This is a messenger RNA of Aspergillus piperis CBS 112811, 521 nucleotides long. RefSeq lists its product as uncharacterized. The record is from RefSeq and is a predicted model, not a curated record. NCBI's taxonomy places the organism in Eukaryota, Fungi, Ascomycota, Eurotiomycetes, Eurotiales, Aspergillaceae. The transcript is spliced from 3 exons. Bases 223 to 456 code for a protein of 77 amino acids.
CAGCGGCCCAAGCGCCUUACCAGCUGUGACAGGAAGCAACUGGCACCGGAAAUUGUCUUAAGCAUCAGCAUUGAGCACAGGACACAUAUUGGAGAAAAAGUGGGAUCAUUUUUGGAAGAUACAGCAUAAGCCAACAAGAGUAUACAACUUCCAAGUAUAUUACAGCUUUUCAAUAUCUUUCCCUCUAGGCAAUCAUUAUUUCUAUAUAUCACCCACGCGCUAAUGUUAGUUCGUGUGUCUGUGCCACGGGGAGAAACAGUGACACAACAAGAAGCUAGGGCUAUCCUGCUAUCUCCGCAGCAAGGUCCCAUGGAAGUCAAAUUUUCGAGGUCAAGCAGCUGCCCAUGGAUUCCGAACGGAAAGCGAACCAGGUUACUGGCAAUGGACCGGCGUGGUAACGGGAGUAAUUCCGGUUAUCAGAUGCAUCAUGUACUUUUGAUAUCUUCAGAAACCUAGCCAGGCGUAUUGCCGGUGUUGUCACAGCUACAUGGCCGUCUGAAGGUACGAUGGACCGAACGGAG